AGAAUUGCCUGGCUUAUUGGCUAAUGAAGAAAUUUUGAUCAAAGGAAAUCGUCUAUUAACACCGUUACUAGAUGAAUCAAGCUUUGGUGGUUCCUAUAUAGAUAUAAAAGCAAACAAGAUAAAUAUCAACAUAGUAGAUUCAUCUAAGGAAAAUGACAUAAUGAGCAACCCUGUAAUGGAAGAAUACCUAAAUUUAUUGUCUUUCAAAAAAGUAUCUAAUUCCUUAGAUAAAUUAAAUACCGCUUUAAAUGAAUUACAUAAUAUGGCUAAAAGAUAUAACGCAACCAACCUUACAUUAAGUAAUGAAUACGAAUUUAAUAAAAUAAUCGUAUAUUUAAACGUUAAUGGUUAUGAAAAGAACAAAGCAUUUAUUGAUAAUGCUGAAAAAAUUUACCCAAAUUUGUUACAUAUUGUGAAUAAGGCUGAGAACAAGAUAUCUUUUAAUUUGUCAUCUAGUUCAUCUGCUUUAAAAACUCGCGAUAUAGAAAAA
Cetraspora pellucida is the source of this 490-nucleotide messenger RNA. The record is from the annotation of a GenBank genome assembly. NCBI's taxonomy places the organism in Eukaryota, Fungi, Glomeromycota, Glomeromycetes, Diversisporales, Gigasporaceae.